Brettanomyces nanus is the source of this 1803-nucleotide messenger RNA. RefSeq lists its product as uncharacterized. Gene Ontology annotation, cellular component: nucleus. Lineage: Eukaryota; Fungi; Ascomycota; Pichiomycetes; Pichiales; Pichiaceae. Gene Ontology annotation, biological process: double-strand break repair; single strand break repair. The record is from RefSeq and is a predicted model, not a curated record. Gene Ontology annotation, molecular function: 3'-tyrosyl-DNA phosphodiesterase activity; double-stranded DNA binding; single-stranded DNA binding. Bases 1 to 1803 code for a protein of 600 amino acids. The transcript is spliced from 2 exons.
AUGAUGAUCGAUCUUGGGUCGGAUACCGAGGUUAGUUCAGAUACUGAGGUUAAUUCACGUACCGAGGUUAGCCCGGACAUUGAUGAUAAUUCAUGUACUGAAAUUUCAGAGAAGCCAGAGAAGCCAGAGAAGCCAGAGAUGCCAGAGAAGCCAGAGGGACCAGAGAGGCCAGAGGAACCUUUUCCCAGGCAGAACAUGAGGAACUUACUAGCAAAAGCAGCAGAAAAGAGACUAAAAAGAGCUAAGAUGACUACGAGUGAGACAACCGCAAGUGAGACUGAUAUAGAAGUUGUGAGUACAGUUCCUACCUCCAUAUUUCGUUCUCCCAUUCGCCUGAUCGGUAAUCCUGCUUACUGUGAGGAAUUUUGUCGUAACGGUGAUAAGGAUACGGUGUCUCUGUCGGAUCUUAUUGGCUCACCCUUGCUUGAAAAGACUUAUCAAUUCAACUUCCUAAUUGACUGCCAAUUCUUGCUCAAGUUUCUCAAAGCUGAUCCUGUUAAUGUUGAACUCAUUCUCAUUGGAGUCAAUGAUAAUGACCAUCUGCAACUAGACGAAUCUCAGAAAUUCAGUUUCCGCAUCAAGACGAUAGAUGUGAGCAAGAAACUCCCCAAAUUUGGAAGCCAUCAUACUAAGUUGAUGGUGAAUCUGUUCCAAGAUGAUACUUGCCAGAUCGUUGUUCACACCAUGAAUCUCACGGUGGCAGAUUAUGCAAUCCAAACACAAAUGUGUUGGGUUUCUCCCAGAUUGAGCAAGUUGCACAAGGACCAGUGGAGAUUAUAUCAGAGGCCAGAUCUGGAUCCAUUGAAAGAUACUGGAGACAUAUUCAAGAAAGAUUUAAUAAGCUAUCUUGAAAGCUAUGAGGAGUCUCUUCUAUCUGAGCUUAUUGGCGAAUUGGAAUCAUUCGAUUUUACUCCUAUUAGGGUACAGUUCGUUGGAUCGUCACCAGGAAAGUAUACGCUCGAUUCUUCACUACAGAAGUACUCUCCAGAUACAGUUUCUAAGACGUUUGGCUUCGGAAAGUUAUACCAAUGGAUCAAAAUUUACGGUCUUGAUACUUGUAAAGGUGAAAUGGUGGGACAAUCAUCUACGAUAGCGUCACCGUUCGAUAGCAAGAAAUCCAACAUCUUUACGCACGUACUUACAGGUGUAGCUGAAGGAAGACAACCCGUGGUGAAAGAAGCAGAUCAUGAGUUUAUACCGAAGUGCGGCCUUCAACCAAUCAUCGUAUGGCCCACGGUUCGGGAAAUUCUCAAAUCUAAAGCUACUUUUCUUUCCGGACAUGCAUUGCACUUCAAAGUGAACCGUAUUGGUAAAUACGCCGGUUACGCUGAACAAUAUCGAAACAUUCAACAGUUCCUACAUAAAUGGUCCUCUGGAAAAGACUCUGAAUUAUCCAAGGCCGGGCGUUCGCAUCUCUCUCCGCAUGUUAAAACAUACUGCGUUACUGAAGACCAUUUCAAGUCCUUGAAUUGGUUUCUUCUUAGUUCGGCCAACAUCUCUUCCCAAGCUUGGGGACGUCCGUUUAAGAAAUUGAAGCAUGAACCACCCAAUAUAUGCAAGUAUAGAGUUUCUUCGUACGAAGUUGGUAUUCUUAUCAACCCUAAGACGAUCGGUGGGGAUGAACAGCCAAAUCUUAAACUUGUUCCUGUUUUCGGAAAAGAUACAGUGCAAUCCACUGAGCCUGUGUGUCCAGUGAGACUACCCUAUGACGUUCCUUUACAAAAAUACUCAGCCAGCGAUGAACCAUGGACUACGGAGAAACUUGUAGAGAUCGAAAGUUCUCUCCCAUUACAUCAGGGUUAG